Bradysia coprophila is the source of this 1691-nucleotide messenger RNA. RefSeq lists its product as uncharacterized. The record is from RefSeq and is a predicted model, not a curated record. Lineage: Eukaryota; Metazoa; Arthropoda; Insecta; Diptera; Sciaridae.
UUUUUCAGUCAAUGCAAACAAAUAUGUGGCCGGAAUUCCAACAAAUUUUCGGUAUAAAAGGAACUAAUUUUUUUGAAUCACUAUCAGUUCGAUUUGAUUGAAGUGACAAUCUACAAUGAAGUUCUUUAUUGCUGUCGUCGUAGUUGCAUUCUUCGCUGCUGUCAGCGCUACCCCAUGUGGUGGUAGAUGUGGUGGUGGUGGUGGUGGUGGAGGCGGAAGUGGUGGACUUCUUGGAGGACUUCUAGGAGGUGGUGGUGGUGGUGGAGGUGGUGGUGGUGGUCUUCUUGGUGGACUUCUAGGAGGCGGUGGCGGCGGUGGAAGCGGAGGUGGACUUCUUGGAGGACUCCUUGGAGGAGUUCUAGGGGGUGAUGGUGGACUCAUCGGCACCGUGACUGGUGUUGUUGGCAAUCUUGUUCCAACUCUUGUUGGAACACUUGGUUCAACUCUCAGCAGUCUUGACGUCACUGGACAACUCACUGUAGUUAUUGAUGUUCUUGUUGGCGCUGUUGGCAGCCUCACCGGUAGCUUGGGUGGUUUAACUGGAGCAGGAAACGGUAGUAGCUGCGGAAACGGUUCAUUCGACUUCCUUGGAGAAAUCUACUAUCAACUCGAUGUCGUCCUUCAGCUUCUCCUAACCUUUACAUCUAUCGAAACCUUCGAUAUUGAUGCAAUCAUCGCUGGUCUCAAUAAUGUUUUCUCUCUAUUGUCAGCUGCUUUCGGUGAAGAAGUCAUCAACAUUUUCAUUCAAAUCGUAGGACAAUUACAAGGCCAGAUUGAAACUCUCUUUAAUGCUGUCUCUAACCAAGCAUUCCAAGUAAUUGGACAAAUCACCGCUCAAAUCAGUGCCACCUUUACUGUUAUCGUCGAUUUGGUUGCUACUGUCUCUCAAACUGCAUCUAAUGCUGCCGCAGGUGCCACCGACGCUGCAUCCAACGCUCUCAAUUCUGCAGUUGCUGGACUUACGGGUGCCUUUACCGUGCUUACUACUGUCCUCGAAACCGCUACAGUUGCUAUUCAAGGAGCCGUUAAUCAAGCCAUUCAAGUUGUUGGUCAGCUUACAGCUCAAAUUGAAGGUUUAGUCAAACUCGCCCAGGAUGCCCUUGCACAACUUACUGCAGCUCUCGAAGGUGUAAUCCAACAAGCGACACAGGUCCUUGGUCAAAUUACCUCUACCGUCCAAGGAUUUAUUCAACAAGGUGUCACUGUCGUGGCUAGUGUUACUGCCCAAUUUCAAGCUACCAUUUCUGGUGCUGUUGAAGUUAUUUCAGGACUUGUUGGUCAAGUCAGCGGUACCCUUAGUGGUCUGACUGGACUCUUGAGCAGUGACAUCGUUGGACAAAUUAGCGGACAGCUUCUCGGUUCCUUGGACAUCGUUGGAUCGUUAUUCGCUCAAUUCUCCGUUGUAUUCACCCAAGUUACAUCUGUCGUCUCUGGUCUUUCUGGCCUCGCUGGUGGACUCGGUUCAAUCGGUGGAGCAGUCGGUGGAGCAACUGGUGGAGCUACUGGUGGAGCUACUGGUGGAGCUACUGGUGGUUCAGGUGGCCCAUGCCCAUGCAGCGGUUAAAUGACUAUUCUUUGAUGUUAAAAUUUCAAUGGAAAUAUGGCAUGACUUUGGAACUUCUAGUUUUUAAGCGCAUAUAAAAAAACGUAAAAAAAAAUAAAUAAAAAGCAACAAUUUUGUGAAUGUAAAA